AUGGCCAUUCCAGAGCUACAGUGGGCCCAGGUCAAUGAGGGUGGAAGGCUCCAUUUCAAGCAGAUUCCGGUUCCCAAACCAGGCAAAGGAGAGGUGCUGGUAAACAUCCUCUACAGCGGUGUCUGUCACACAGAUUUUCACGCUCUCAAUGGCGAUUGGCCUUUUCCCCCAAAUGACCCGUUGAUUGGAGGCCACGAGGGUGCUGGCGUUGUUGUGAGCAAAGGCGAGUUAACAGAAGGUAUCGAGAUUGGAGACAAAGUGGGUGUCAAGUGGAUCAACAACAUAUGCUUGAAGGAAACGACAUACUGUGUCCCACGGCGAAAUUCUCUGGCUAUACCACGAACGGGACAUUCCAGCGUCGGUGCAAGCUCUGUUCUUUCAGACCCUUCUUUGGCUAAUAGAAUGGGAACAGAAUACUGUCUCGCCCAAGCUGCCACAGUCGCCAGGAUUCCAGAUGGGUGUAACAUGGCCGCAGUCGCGCCCAUCCUCUGCGCCGGAAUCACGGUUUACAAAGGCCUGAAGACAUCCGAAUGCAAGCCCGGCCAGACUGUUGCUAUUGUGGGUGCAGGUGGCGGACUCGGUAGCUUGGCUCAACAAUACGCAAAGGCGAUGGGCCUCAGGGUCAUCGCCAUUGACGGAGGAGAGGAAAAGGGAAAGAUGUCGCUUGAGGAGUUGGGUGCCGAUACCUACAUCGACUUCCUGAAGAGCAAAGACAUAGUGAAUGACGUCAAGAAAGCCACUGCGGACGGACUUGGCCCUCACGGUGUUAUCCUAGUAUCAACUAGUCCAAAGCCGUUCGAGCAGGCAUCUGAAUAUGUUCGCCCAAACGGAACCGUCGUCCCAAUUGGUCUACCGCCGGACGCCAAUAUUAAGGCUUCUGUAUUUUGGGGCGUCUUGAAGAUGUUGCGAAUUAAGUGCUCAUAUGUGGGCACACGCCGUGACACAGCAGAAGCUCUCGAUUUCUUCGCACGUGGGUUGAUCAAGGCUCCAUAUAAGCUUAUUGGACUCGGCCAGCUUCAGGAGGUCUACGCCUUGAUGGAAAAGGGCCAGGUUCUAGGCCGAUAUGUUUUGGACAUGUCAAAGUAA
Molecule: messenger RNA, 1086 nt
Organism: Cladophialophora psammophila CBS 110553
Lineage: Eukaryota; Fungi; Ascomycota; Eurotiomycetes; Chaetothyriales; Herpotrichiellaceae
Product: alcohol dehydrogenase
Exons: 7
Coding region: 1-1086 (361 amino acids)
Molecular function (GO): oxidoreductase activity
Source: RefSeq, a predicted model, not a curated record